UUCUUUCCUCUCCUGUUUUCAAUGCCCACUGUCUUCCUAUAUUUCCCUAUUUAUGUCUGAAAGCUGCUGAUGUCAUCCAUCCUCCUUUUUUAUAGUAAUCCGUUUUUAAUUAGUUUUCAUUAAACUCACUUGCUUGACAAAAAAAAAGAAGAAGAAGAAAAGCCCAGUAUGUUCUGAAUAAGUCAUGAUAAUGUAACGGUAAGCACGUCUGUGGCUUCUAGUUAAAGUUGUCACAACACAAGCUGCCUGGCUUCUGUCACAGUCAUGCCCAGAAUAAAUAGCCCACAUUGCUCCUGCUCAGACUCUGGCAUCUUCAGCUGUCUCAUUCCAGCAGGACUCAAGUCUCUAAACAACACUGAUCUGCACUUCACAUGAAAAACAGAGCCGGGCCGCGGCAAUAAGCUUCAUGUGUGCCACAAGGCCCUCUCCAGGAAGAGAAACUAGCAGGAGCGGGGCGACUGUAACAUCUUUUUUUUUCCAUCCAAGGACAUCAAAUCUUUUGGGAGUGUGCGUGUGUGUGUGUGUGUUGCUGAAUGCCAUUUGUGACGACAAUGACAGGAGCAAAGUGAAAGCUGCGGCUAUGAACCCAGUGGAGGAGUCAGAGUACCAAACACCUCCCACCUGCGAUCUGCUCAGCCUUCUGCUGAGAAACAGACGCCCCACCGGAGCUGUCAACGAGGUUUGGCCCAACCUCUACAUCGGAGAUGCGGCCACAGCGCAGGAUAAAACCCGGUUGGUCAAUCUGGGUGUCACCCACGUGGUCAACGCUGCAGGUGGAAAACAGCAUAUUGACACCGGGGCCCAUUUCUACGCAGACACUGACAUACUGUACCAUGAGGUAGAAGCAACAGACUGUAAAGACUUUGACUUACGUCCAUUUUUUACCAAGACAUCUGAUUUCAUUCACGGCGCUCUGAGCCAGAAAGGUAAGGUGCUAGUCCACUGUGCCCGAGGAAUCAGCCGCUCAGCCACACUUGUGUUGGCCUUCCUCAUGAUAAAAGAGAGACUCACCCUGGUCCAAGCAAUAGAGACCGUUGGUCAGCGAAGGAACAUUCUGCCAAACGUUGGAUUUCUGAAGCAGCUCCGUCAUCUGGACUCAUCUUUGUUUCUGCGCAGCAGAACAACAUGACAUAAACAACUAGGAUUUCACCACUGAA
This is a messenger RNA of Cynoglossus semilaevis (tongue sole), 1157 nucleotides long. RefSeq names its product dual specificity protein phosphatase 13-like. NCBI's taxonomy places the organism in Eukaryota, Metazoa, Chordata, Actinopteri, Pleuronectiformes, Cynoglossidae. The coding region runs from base 407 to 1129 and encodes 240 amino acids. The record is from RefSeq and is a predicted model, not a curated record. Gene Ontology annotation, cellular component: cytoplasm. Gene Ontology annotation, molecular function: MAP kinase phosphatase activity; protein tyrosine/serine/threonine phosphatase activity. The transcript has 3 exons. Gene Ontology annotation, biological process: protein dephosphorylation; negative regulation of MAPK cascade.